GCUGGCAAUACCGUGACUGUGUAGCCUAGCCUAUGUUGCGGUACGCAGUGUGAAGAUAACAGGCUGAAUACCGCCAGAUAAAGCAAACUUAUUGGGAAGACGCGAAUGUAAGGACAGAUCUGCCAGUUCUAGCGCACCUCAGGAUUUACUAGAAGAGGACAGCGAGUUGUCAUCUUCAUAUCCUAAUAAGCAAGGAACAGAAUACAUUCCUCUUGUUCUGAGUUAACUUCAGGGCCUGAGACACAACCCUACACCCCCGUUGCAGAACGGUGGUACGGCCGAUAGUUGCAUGGCCGAAAAGCCUCCUGAACCUGAACCGGUCAGCAUCCCGAUGGAGGAAACCAUCUGUAAUGGGGGAACACAGGAGCCAUCUCUGUUGACAAAUCUGAAGAAAGUGGAGAACCACAUCACAGAGGCCCAGCAUUUCUCCCAUCUCCCCAAGCGUUCGGCGGUGGACCUGGAAUUCACAGAGCUCUCCUACACCAUCCGGGAAGGGCCGUGCUGGAGAAAGAGAGGUUUUAAAGCCUUACUGAAAUGCCUUUCGGGGAGGUUCUGCAGCCGAGAGCUGAUUGGAAUCAUGGGGCCCUCAGGGGCCGGCAAGUCCACUCUGAUGAACAUCCUGGCUGGCUACAGGGAAACAGGCAUGAAAGGGAAGAUCCUGGUAAAUGGGAAACCCAGAGAUCUCCGCACAUUUCGUAAGAUGUCCUGUUAUAUCAUGCAGGAUGACAUGCUGCUGCCGCACCUCACUGUCCGGGAGGCCAUGAUGGUUUCGGCCAACUUGAAGCUCAGUGAAAAUAUGGAAGUGAAAAAAGAACUGGUGAAUGAGAUCCUGACUGCUCUAGGGCUCCAGGAGUGUGCUCACACCCGCACCAGCUCCCUAUCUGGGGGGCAGUGUAAACGGCUGGCAAUCGCCCUUGAGCUAGUCAACAACCCCCCAGUCAUGUUCUUUGACGAGCCAACCAGUGGUCUGGACAGUGCUUCCUGUUACCAAGUGGUUUCCCUCAUGAAAUCUCUAGCCCUGGGGGGACGCACCAUCAUCUGCACCAUCCACCAGCCCAGCGCCAAGCUCUUUGAGAUGUUUGAUAAGCUGUACAUCCUGAGUCAGGGUCAGUGCAUAUACAAAGGCACCGUCCCAUACCUCAUCCCCUAUCUGAAGAACCUAGGGCUCCACUGCCCCACCUACCACAACCCGGCAGAUUUCAUCAUCGAAGUGGCAUCAGGGGAGUAUGGAAAUUGGAAUCCUAUUCUGUUUGAGGCAGUCCAGGGUGGAAUGUGUGCCAUAGAGGAGAAGAAGAACUCAUUUGACAAAAAAGACACAUCCUCUGUUUGUCCAACAAAGUGCCUCAAGGACUCAGGAGCCAUUGAGAGCCAUUCAUUUGCCACAAGCACUUUUACACAGUUUUGCAUUCUCUUCAAUAGAACGUUGAUAACAAUAUGUCGAGACCAGGUGUUGACACACCUAAGGCUGAUGUCACACAUCUCUAUAGGAGUACUGAUCGGCUUGCUCUACUUGAACAUCGGCAACGAUGCCAGCAAGGUCUUCAACAACACCGGCUUCCUCUUCUUCUCCAUGCUCUUCCUCAUGUUUGGAGCUCUGAUGCCCACCGUGCUCACAUUUCCUCUGGAGAUGUCAGUUUUUCUGAGGGAACAUCUCAACUACUGGUACAGCCUGAAGGCUUACUAUCUGGCUAAGACUAUGGCUGACAUUCCAUUCCAGGUCCUCUGCCCCAUCAUGUACUGCAGUAUAGUGUACUGGAUGACAGAUCAGCCUCCGGAGGCCAUCCGCUUCCUGCUCUUUCUGGCCCUGUCCAUCUGCACGGCCCUGGUAGCCCAGUCACUAGGGCUCCUGGUUGGUGCUGCCUCCACCAACGUCCAGGUGGCCACUUUCGUCGGCCCCGUCACUGCCAUUCCUGUCCUUCUCUUCUCUGGUUUCUUCGUCAACUUUGACACCAUUCCCAAGUACCUGCAGUGGAGCUCCUAUGUGUCCUAUGUCAGGUACGGCUUUGAGGGGGUGAUCCUGUCCAUAUACGGGAUGAAUCGUACCUAUCUGUAUUGUCCGGGGAAAGUGUGUAAGUUCCAGAAGCCUGAGGAGGUCCUCCAACUGUUGGACGUGGAGGACGCCAAGCUCUACAUGGACUUCAUCGUUCUGGGGAUCUUCUUUGUGAUCCUCCGAUUCGCCACCUACCUGGUGCUGCGUUACAAGGUCAAGUCAGAGCGAUAAAAUAAGAAAACGUGGGUCCCACAUCCAGUUUAUAUAUCAAUACCAUAAAUCGCUGCUCGGAAAAACUGGAAUAUAUCACUUUUCUCUGUUGAAGUCAUGAUGAGACCAGAGAAGAGACAUCUUCUAUCAAACAUAAAAAAUUUACCUCAGCAAGUAGGACUCCAAGCAUCUACAAGCAUAUAUAUGUACAGUAGGGUGGGACUGAUGAGGGCACACAGACUGUUCAAAGGACAGACCUGCAGGAAAAACCAGAAACAGAGAAUGUUUACAUAUCAUUUAGCCUUGGCAUAGCCAGAGGACAUUCUACUGUUGCACUGGAGUGUGUCUGUUUUUAAAGACAGAAUUAAUGAGUAUUGUAAUCAUGUGUUGAUUCAAUUGCCUCAACUGAACAGAACUAUUCACUUUUCUUCCUACUAUCUUUCACUCAUCUAUGGUUUCGUUUCAGUUUUGAGAACUAGAAAAUAAAUAUUACUUAUUUGACAUGUUUAACAUUUAUGAAAAACAAAUCUAUAGAUUAUUAGGCUAUUAACUUGUUUUAUACUGUCUGAAAAAUGUACCUUUCUUUAAAAUG
Molecule: messenger RNA, 2792 nt
Organism: Coregonus clupeaformis (lake whitefish)
Lineage: Eukaryota; Metazoa; Chordata; Actinopteri; Salmoniformes; Salmonidae
Product: ATP-binding cassette sub-family G member 4
Exons: 17
Coding region: 290-2221 (643 amino acids)
Cellular component (GO): plasma membrane
Molecular function (GO): ATP hydrolysis activity; ATP binding; ABC-type transporter activity
Source: RefSeq, a predicted model, not a curated record